Lontra canadensis (Northern American river otter) is the source of this 1765-nucleotide messenger RNA. Its product is annotated as zinc finger protein ZIC 5. The transcript has 2 exons. The record is from RefSeq and is a predicted model, not a curated record. Gene Ontology annotation, cellular component: nucleus. Gene Ontology annotation, molecular function: DNA-binding transcription factor activity, RNA polymerase II-specific; RNA polymerase II cis-regulatory region sequence-specific DNA binding. The annotation marks the transcript as partial. NCBI's taxonomy places the organism in Eukaryota, Metazoa, Chordata, Mammalia, Carnivora, Mustelidae. Gene Ontology annotation, biological process: regulation of transcription by RNA polymerase II; central nervous system development.
CCGCCGCCGCCGCCGCCGCCGGCGCCCGCGCCCGCGCCCGCGCCGCACCCGCACCAGCACCACCCCCACCUCCCAGGGGCGGCCGGGGCCUUCCUGCGCUACAUGCGGCAGCCAAUCAAGCAGGAGCUCAUCUGCAAGUGGAUCGACCCCGACGAGCUGGCCGGGCCGCCGCCGCCGCCGCCACCGCCCCCGGCCGGCGGCGCCAAGCCCUGCUCCAAAACUUUCGGCACCAUGCACGAGCUGGUGAACCACGUCACGGUGGAGCACGUGGGCGGCCCCGAGCAAAGCAACCACGUCUGCUUCUGGGAGGAAUGUCCGCGCGAGGGCAAGCCCUUCAAGGCCAAAUACAAGCUCAUCAACCACAUCCGCGUGCACACGGGCGAGAAGCCCUUUCCCUGCCCGUUCCCGGGCUGCGGCAAGGUCUUCGCGCGCUCCGAGAACCUCAAGAUCCACAAGCGCACUCAUACAGGGGAAAAGCCUUUCAAAUGUGAAUUUGAUGGCUGUGACAGGAAGUUUGCCAACAGCAGCGAUCGCAAGAAACAUUCCCAUGUCCACACCAGCGACAAGCCCUACUACUGCAAGAUCCGGGGCUGUGACAAGUCCUACACUCACCCCAGCUCUCUGAGGAAACACAUGAAGAUUCACUGCAAGUCCCCCCCGCCUUCUCCCGGAGCCCUUGGUUACUCCUCAGUGGGGACUCCAGUGGGUGCCCCUUUGUCCCCUGUGCUGGACCCAACCCGGAGUCGCUCUAGCACUCUGUCCCCUCAGGUGACCAACCUCAAUGAGUGGUACGUUUGCCAGGCCAGCGGAGCCCCCAGCCACCUUCAUACACCUUCCAGCAAUGGAACCACCUCGGAGUCUGAAGACGAGGAGAUGUAUGGGAACUCUGAGGUUGCGCGGACCAUACGUUAGAAUUUAUUCGUGAUAAUAAUAAGAAGUCAUAAGUAGGAGUCCUUGGACCAUAUCCUAACUUGAGACAAUGCCGAGCCUGAGACAAACCCUUGACUCAGACUUGCCACCGGGUCUAAUUAGCCCUAUUUAUUCCGUAUGAAACCCUAUGGUGUUUGUACCUUUUAAUUAAUUUAAUUAAGAUAUUUGGGCUUUUUCUUUCUUCUUCUUAGAAAACAAACAAACAAACAAAAAAAACAAUCGAACUGGACUUGUACGUUGCAGGGGGACAGGGCGAGGAGCAAGAUGUACCAAGGGUUAAUCGAGAUCCACACUGCCAAUGCAAUAUCCGUAGACUUUGGAAGGAGCGAGAAAAAGCAUGAAGUCAGAACUGCACACAGCAACAAGGCCCUCUGCAUUUCCCGCAGUGCCUCGAGAAUGCCUUUACCACCACAACCUGGGCUGCUUUGGAGCCUCUUAGCCUCCUCCUUGGGCCCUAAGUCUAAAAAGGCCUCUUGAUUGUAAGCCACACACUUGCUGCAUCACCAACAGAUCUCAGACUGUACCUGUGUCCAAAACUAUUUGUAAAAACCCUUUAAGUUCAAAUAGUUGUCAUUUGAAAUUCCCACUCUUUUCUUACUGAUCUCCUCUUAACGCACUAUUUUUAUACAGGAUUGUUUCCCCAGUACCCUGCCUAUGUGACGGAAAGAAAAAAAGAUGCAGCAGACUUAACACAUCUCCAUUGAUUGUGCUACUGUGAUUGUUCUAGCAAAAGUGGAGAGAAGCGCUGCUGCAGUAGACAACUGUGCAACUGUGAUUUCUUGUGAAAUAGAAGAAAUUCAAGUGCUCUCCUUUUUCUCUAUGUUUUUCUUUUUCU